ACCCCGCCACGCUUGCUCUGCCCCACCAAGCUCUCUCCUUCGCGUCAACCCCAAAACUCUCUGCACCCCACCAGAUACAUUGUCAGCGCAUAGAAUAGCCGGCAGUUUGACUGUUGGCACACUCACCAUGUCUGACGAUACAGUACCAAAACAAGUCAUUUACUGCGGAGUAUGCAGUCUACCACCUGAAUACUGCGAGUUUGGCGGCACAACAAAAAAGUGUGAAGAAUGGCUUGCAGAAGCGCACCCAGACCUUCAUGCCAAGUUGUAUUCGGCAGAAGCACUACAGCAGAACAUGGCCUCGCUCUCUGUCGACGCCCAAAAACGCGCGGAAAAGGAUGCACAGAAGAAAGCUGCCAAAGCCGCAACCGCCGAGGCACGAGCAGCCGAGACACGCGCAUCCUCCAAGAUUCUCAUCAAGCGUAUCGAGCGUAACAAGCGAAAAUAUGUGACUGCUGUUCAAGGACUCGAAGCAUUCGGUCUCGACAUCAAGAAGGUGGCCAAGGACUUUGGCAAGAAAUUCGCGACUGGAUCAAGUGUGACCAAGAUUCCCGGUGGCGGCGAGGAAAUCACGGUACAGGGAGAUUUGAGUGAAGAUAUACUUGAGUUCUUGGUAGACAAGUAUGAUGAGGUGCCGGAGGACAAUGUGGAGUUGGUCGAGGAUAAGAAAAAGAAGAAGGCUGAGGGAGCUUGAAUACUUUGGGUGCAAAGUGCGGGUGUGGAGAGACAAGAAGACGCGAUACUUGAAAGGCGUACGAAAUGUGCAUUUCAGCACGUGUAUUGGAGUCGAUUGGUGAGAAAUUGGUGAUGCAGAAUAUGAAAGGCAUGGGUCUCGUGGGCCCCUAGACAAACCAAACUGUAGAUGCAGUAACUAUGGAAUCAAUGAUAGUACUAUUGCUCAAGGCAAAC
This is a messenger RNA of Bipolaris sorokiniana ND90Pr, 909 nucleotides long. RefSeq lists its product as uncharacterized. The record is from RefSeq and is a predicted model, not a curated record. Gene Ontology annotation, molecular function: translation initiation factor activity; mRNA binding. Lineage: Eukaryota; Fungi; Ascomycota; Dothideomycetes; Pleosporales; Pleosporaceae. The coding region runs from base 128 to 694 and encodes 188 amino acids. Gene Ontology annotation, biological process: formation of translation preinitiation complex; translation reinitiation. The transcript is spliced from 4 exons.